UUGACUGUGAAACUUUUUUUAAUUAACAUAUAAUAUUUUUAUUAUGAAAUAUAUUGAAUCUUUGGUGCAUCUUGCUACAAAGAUUUAUUCGUCACACACUGUUACACACUCACCACUGUUAUACAUCGAAUAAAAUCAAUGGCUUAUUUGUUCCAGCUAUGCAUUUUUUCAAACAGUUGGCGUUCGACGGUUUCCAAUGCGUCAAUUCUGCUGCACUGAACUUGUUUGUUCUACAAAUCAAUGAGGAGGAAUGCCUUCGCCGCUCUCUACCGUCAUCGCGGUGCCAUUCCUAUGUCCGCAAAUUUACGGCAUGAGAAUGCCACUGAAAUUAUCUUACGAAGAUGCGUGCCACUGGAAUAUUUGAAACAUAUUGAGGUUGUCAAGAGGCUGGAUUGCUGGUCCCCUUCUUGCUUGUUGCACCGAAAUUCAUAUUCAACUGGUUUCACUAGCGUGCAUGGCGAAACGCCAUCUGCUGAGUAUGCAAGGUUGAGGAGGGAAUCGCUGGAAAAUAAAUUUGGGCUUGCUCUUGGAACUUAUGGCUCUAAGAGUUUCAAACUUAUCUACCGGUUUGGUCCCUUUUUGGCUUUGUACAGGGCAGCAAUUAUUUCUUUUCACGUGAUAAGGUUAACAAUAUGGCAGUUGUUCGUUCAAGACAUAGAAAAACGUGCAAUUAAGUUUCGUGAAACUCUAAUACGCUUGGGUCCUUUCUACAUUAAGCUUGGGCAGGCAUUGAGCACCAGGCCUGACAUAUUACCAACUGUAUAUUGCCAAGAACUUGCUAAGUUACAGGAUCAAAUACCCCCAUUUCCAACUGAUGUUGCAAUCAGAUCUAUUGAAACCCAGUUGGGUGUUCCUAUUGAUGAAAUUUUUAGUGACAUUAGCCCAGCACCAAUUGCAGCAGCAUCCUUAGGGCAAGUUUAUAAAGCUCACCUGCAUUCUGGGGAGCUCGUAGCUGUAAAAGUACAGAGGCCCGGUAUGUCACUUUCGUUGACUCUUGAUGCUUUGUUAUUCCAUAUGAUUGGGGGCCAAUUAAAACGGUUUGCCAAGGCUCGCAAAGAUCUUUUAGUAGCAGUAAAUGAAAUGGUCAGGCACAUGUUUGAUGAAAUUGAUUAUGUCCUGGAGGGAAAGAAUGCUGAGCGCUUUGUUUCUCUCUACUGUUGGUCUGCAAAUGGUAAUAAAAAGGGCCACAAAAAUGCAGGUGGAGACAAUAUUAAACACAAAAUAACAAAGUCCAUCAAAGCUCCAAAAAUAUAUUGGGACUACACUUGCACCACUAUACUGACUAUGGAGUGGAUAGAUGGAAUUAAGCUUACAGAUGAAACAGGCUUGCGUAAAGCUUCUUUGAACAGAAAGGAACUCAUCGACCAGGGAUUAUACUGCUCUUUGAGGCAACUGCUGGAAGUUGGUUAUUUCCAUGCUGAUCCUCAUCCAGGAAACCUUGUUGCAACAAAUGAUGGAUCAGUUGCAUAUUUUGACUUCGGAAUGAUGGGGGAUAUUCCUAGGCAUUACCGGAUUGGACUUAUUCAAAUGAUUGUGCACUUUGUUAAUCGUGACUCUCUGAGCUUGGCAAAUGACUUUCUUUCUUUGGGAUUUAUUCCUGAAGGGGUUGAUAUACAUUCAGUUUCUGCUUCACUGCAAGCAUCAUUUGCUCACCGGAACAGUGAAUCUCAAGAUUUCCAGGGAAUUAUGAACCAACUAUAUGAUGUCAUGUAUGAAUUUAACUUCUCCCUCCCGCCAGACUAUGCUCUUGUUAUAAGAGCAUUGGGAUCACUAGAAGGCACAGCUAAAGCUCUGGAUCCUGAUUUUAAAGUUAUUGAGAGUGCAUAUCCUUUUGUCAUCGGGAGACUUAUAGCAGAUUCAAGUCCUGAUAUGAGAAGAAUUUUGAGGGAACUUCUCAUUCGUAACAAUGGAUCCAUAAGGUGGAACCGGCUAGAGCGCCUGGUAGCAGCAAUAUCUGAACAGGCUUCUGAGCUAACUGGAGACCCUACUUCUGAAAAGCUUUCAAGUCCUUCCGUUUGGAAAUUAUUUGACAUGCAUGCUGUCGUUGAUUCAGCUGAAGAUCUUUUAUUAUUCAUAUUAUCAGACAAGGGUCACAGAGUGCGUCUUUUCCUUCUUCGUGAUGUAGUAGAAGCAGUUGAUGCGUUUCUGCAAGAUGAAGUGAUUGAUUGCGUGUUAAAUGAGAAGCCUCAAGGCCAGAGAAUAUUGCUAUUUGAGGAGGGUACUAUCCUCGCUAGGAUUGGAAAAGGCUUUCAAUACCUCCGUGAGGUGGUGAAGUUGGCACCAGGGGAGUGGACAGCAAUGCUUAUUCGGAUGGCAGUGAAGCCUGAGGUUCACAAAUUUGCUUUAGACAUUAUUUCAGCUUUAGCUUUGCAUUGUAGCCACAAAUUGCAGGUCGCUUCUUGGCUCUAUUUGUCAAGACUUCUUCACAAAUUGUCAAAUUGAUGUAGAAAUACAGCCGUUGACAUUAGUGGGCUAGAAACGAGUGAAUGUUUCCUCUGCAUAUUCUUAGCAUGAAAAU
This is a messenger RNA of Gastrolobium bilobum, 2518 nucleotides long. RefSeq lists its product as uncharacterized. The record is from RefSeq and is a predicted model, not a curated record. The transcript has 14 exons. Lineage: Eukaryota; Viridiplantae; Streptophyta; Magnoliopsida; Fabales; Fabaceae. The coding region runs from base 241 to 2442 and encodes 733 amino acids.